This is a messenger RNA of Ramularia collo-cygni, 1494 nucleotides long. RefSeq names its product related to MAK11 protein (maintenance of killer toxin-encoding satellite M1 dsRNA). The transcript has a single exon. Gene Ontology annotation, molecular function: protein binding. The record is from RefSeq and is a predicted model, not a curated record. The coding region runs from base 1 to 1494 and encodes 497 amino acids. Lineage: Eukaryota; Fungi; Ascomycota; Dothideomycetes; Mycosphaerellales; Mycosphaerellaceae.
AUGGCCACUGCAAUUGGCAAACGCAAGCGCGUGGAUGCUCCGACCAAGGCCAAUCCUGUCAAAAAGGUGGCCGUGAAGAGUGCGCAAAAGUCUGCUCCGAGGCUACAAGGCAAAAGCAAUCGUCCACCUCAGCAAGCAGAGACACCCGCAGUCCGGUCCAAGUCAGACAUUCCCAUCUACAUCCAAGUCGUCACGGGAUCCUACGAGCGCGUACUACAUGGUCUCUCCGCGAGAAUACCGCAGUCGAAACUGGACGUCAAGCAAGAUGAUACCGUGCAAAAUCCAGCCGAUGAGGUAUCCUUUACCAACAGCUUCCUCUUCGCCGCCCAUUCCUCUGCAAUUCGAUGUCUGGCUCUCUCACCUCCGACCGAAGCAGAUAAAUGUCUCCUGGCGACGGGAAGCUCAGACGAACGUAUCAAUGUUUACAGCCUAUCAACCGCACCUCCCUCUGUCAAAGCCGGACCCCAUCUACCCUCCCUCCUUGGAACCGCUACGGUAGAGAACUUCCGCAACAAGUCUCUCGGUAGCCUCACCCAUCAUGACCGUGCCAUCAACACCCUCCAAUUCCCAACCAAGUCGAAGCUGUUUAGCGCGGCCGAGGAUGCCACCAUCUCCAUCUCUCGCACUCGAGACUGGACGGUUCUUUCAUCCAUCAAAGCUCCGAUUCCCAAACCUCAGGGCAGACCCUCGGGAGAUACGGCAGGUCCUGGUGAAGUGCCAGCUGGUGUCAACGAUUUCGCAGUUCACCCUUCACAGAAACUCAUGCUGAGUGUUGGUCGUGGUGAGCGCUGCAUGCGAUUGUGGAAUCUGAUGACAGGGAAGAAAGCUGGUGUAUUGAACUUUGAUCGCGAUUUACUCAUUCAGGCCGGAGAGAGCAAGUUUAGCAGCGGCGAGGGUAGAAGAGUGUUGUGGGAUGAGACUGGUGAACACUACGUGAUUGGCUUCGAACGCGGCGCUGCGCUGUUUGGGAUUGACUCGAAACCAAAGGCGGUUAUCCGGCCUUCUUCCAAGGUCCAUCAGAUGCGAUUCCUACCCCUUCCAGACUUGGAGCAAAGUAUCUUGGCCAUUUCCACGGAGGAUGGACGAAUUCUCUUCUACGAUGUUAGCACUGUCAAGGAGGAGAUCGACGCCGCCAAGCUUCCUCUGUGUCCCUGCGUUGCGCAGUUGGGAGGAGCAGCAAUGGGUAUCAGUGGGCGUGUGAAGGAUUUUGAAAUUGUCGCCUUGAAAGGAAAGGCAAACAUCUUGAUCGUUACUGGAAGCAGUGAUGGUGCCGUAAGACUGUGGACCGUCUCAGGGGAGCAACUUGCAGGCGAAGUCUCAGAAGACGGGCCAAAGCAGGUUGGUAAGUUGGUCGCGACUCAGGAAACUGGUAAUCGCAUCACUUGCUUGGGUGCCUUCGUCAUGGACGGCAAAGCAAGUGAUGAAGAUGAAGUUGAGGAGAAUGGCGGCGCGGAGGAAGAUGAGGAGUCUGAUGAUUCACAAGGCGAUUCAUAG